Arachis duranensis is the source of this 1215-nucleotide messenger RNA. RefSeq lists its product as uncharacterized. Bases 1 to 1215 code for a protein of 404 amino acids. The record is from RefSeq and is a predicted model, not a curated record. NCBI's taxonomy places the organism in Eukaryota, Viridiplantae, Streptophyta, Magnoliopsida, Fabales, Fabaceae. The transcript has 3 exons.
AUGUUCCAAUUUUGUGAGUAUGGUUUGAGCAAUUCUAAAAUGGACUUGCCUAAUUGUGAUAACCAGCUGGAUGUUGCCGUAAGGAAGACAUCUCUGAGAGAUCUACAGAGUGAUGAUAAAAUGAAAAAGCUAACCUUUGUAAGCUCUUCAUUGUUGAAGGAUAAAGAUGUUGGUCCUGAUUCUAAUAAUGUUUUUGGCUCCAAGAGACUCUUGCCUCAUUUCUCAGUGAAUCACCUUAUUCAACAAUCUAUUGGAAAUAAUGCUGCAAAUGGACAUCUUUUGUAUGCUCGCAGAAAAUCAGAGGUAGAAUUGGGCAAGAGCAUUGCUUGCGAAAAUCCAAGUAUUAAUGAUUAUUGUCGGUAUUUGAGCCAGCUUUGUUGUGAACAGGAGACUGCUCAAAUAAAGCCUCUGAUAAAGGUGCCAAAGGUUUCAUGUUUUCCAACAUUUGCACAUUUUCCAAUGACUUCCUCAAUGAGCUCAUCCAGAAAGCCUUCUGUUCCUAUUUCUCUUAGGAAAUCUCCCCUGAGGCUAUCACCGGUUGAGUCGAAUUAUAUGAUAGCUUCUUCUGGCCCUGCCAGUGGUAAUCCAAAGGGAUUGAAAAGUGUGCAUUGGGAGGAACAAUACCAACAAUUGCAGAUGUUUUUAAGGAAACUAGACCAUUCUGACCAAGAGGAAUAUAUCCUAAUUCUUCGAUCACUUUCCUUUGUGGAACUUAGUAGACAUGCGAUAGAACUAGAGAAGAGAUCAAUUCAGCUAUCACUAGAGGAAGGGAUGUGUGAGACUGAGCCAUAUUUGGACGAUGGAAGCACGUCAGAGUUGUCAGGCCAAUGGACUGAUGGUUGGAGCACCAAUUCGAGUGACGAAGAUGAUUCAAACGGGUCGGAGGAACCGCAUAGUCAUGAAGGUGAUAGUGGCCCUGCAGACAGUGAAUUCCAAGGUUGCGAUGGUGGUGGAUGCGAUGUAGAUGCCUCAAUAGAGGAUCAUGAGAACUCAAGGAAUAUCAUCGGUGAACAAUUCAGCAGUCCAGACCUAGUGAAUGGUUCUGCGUUGUUAUCUACAGAGUUUACUGGGGUUGAAUAUGCCUACACAAGGUAUGCGGCGUAUGCGAAGGAUAUUGGGUUUUCUGUGGAAAAGGGAGAUUCUGUUAAAGAUGAGGUGGGGAAUAUUGUCAGAAAGUUUUUCUAUUACAAUUGGCAAGGGCUGCGGGAAAAGUAA